Tetrahymena thermophila SB210 is the source of this 1119-nucleotide messenger RNA. RefSeq names its product poly(A)+ RNA export protein. Gene Ontology annotation, biological process: transcription-dependent tethering of RNA polymerase II gene DNA at nuclear periphery; RNA export from nucleus. The record is from RefSeq and is a predicted model, not a curated record. The transcript has 2 exons. Gene Ontology annotation, cellular component: nuclear pore. NCBI's taxonomy places the organism in Eukaryota, Ciliophora, Oligohymenophorea, Hymenostomatida, Tetrahymenidae. Gene Ontology annotation, molecular function: RNA binding; ubiquitin binding.
AUGAACUAGCCUUAGCAAUAAUAAUAGGAUGCCUCUUUGCAAGAUAUUCAAAUUAACAAUCCCUAGCACUUGCCUUAAGACACUGUAUCUGACAUUCAAUUCAAUCCUUAAAAUCCCUAAAUGUUUGCUUGUUCGACUUGGGAUGGCAAGAUUCACAUUUAUUAAAUCGCAGUCUAACAAAAUUUCAACUAAAUAGUUGGAUAAUUCUAAUAAGUUAGUUAGAUGCAAUACAACGAGCCUAUUACCUGCAUUGCAUGGAGAGGUGAUGGAUAAGCUAUCUAUGCAGGUUGUGGUGAUAAUUCAGUUGUACUCUUUAAUUUAAGUAAUGGAUAAAGUGCUAAAAUAGGACAACAUUAAGCAGGUAUUAGAUCUAUUUUCUACGUCUAAUAAUUAAAUGGAGCUGUAAUUACUUGUUCUUUUGACACUACUGUUUGCUUCUGGUCAGAAUAAAAUCCUAAUAAUCCUUUGGCUAAAAUAUAAUUGAAGGGAAAAAUUUUCGCUGCUGAUUGCUUAUUCCCAAUUUUGGCAUUAGGCUUGUAGGGCGAAGUGAUUACUUUUAUCAAUUUGUAAUCAAAUUUCUAAAAUCUUAGUCCUCAUUAAAUUAAUUACAUAGAUUCUCCUCUUGGAAAGGGAAGUUAAAUAAAUAGCAUUAAAAUUAUGUGCAAAGGUAAUGGUUUUGGUCUUGGCUCUAUUGAUGGAAGAGCAAAUCUUGGCAAACUUACUCCCUAAAACUAAAAUAAUGUUGCAGGAUAUAAGAUCGAUAACAUUAUGACCUUCAAAUGUCAUAAAAAUGAAGAAAAGCAAAACAACGUUGUAAACCAAAUAUUAUAUCCAGUAAACUCUAUUUGCUUUAACCCUCGUCAAGAUUAAUUUUUAUUGACCUGUGGCUCAGAUGGCAAUAUGUAUUUCUGGGAUUUCGAGCACAAAAAUAAGAUUAAAUCCUUUGCCUUCAACAAACAACCUAUUAGUGCUUGCAACGUCUCUUCAACCGGACAAUUCCUUGCAUAUUCUCUUGGUUAUGAUUGGCAUAUGGGAUACGAACACUCUAACUCAUUCGAAAAGCCUAAAAUCUGUGUUCACAUUAUAAAUGACGAUGAAUUAAGAUUUAGGAAAAAUUGA